UCGAUUUUUGUUCCAUCUCUAACCGCGUCACUUUUCGAUUUAAAAUAAUUGAAAACGUAAAUUUGAGCAUGCAAAUCGAACCAAAUUGUGAUAAAAACUAGGAAACGCAGGCCAAAAAAGCAGUUACAGAGGUAGUCACUUAACCAGCAUUCGAGAGCACCUGGAAUUUUGAGAUCGCAAGAAGCCGCCUUCGCCGGUUCAAAAAAAAAGAGACGCCGAGUUUCGCAGCGCGCACUCCGCAUUCCAUUGGUGGAUAAUUCCGCGAAAUACCAGCAGGCACAGGCAGGAUGAGCAAGGACAUCUACUACUCGGACAAGUACUACGACGAGCAGUUCGAGUACAGACAUGUGGUUUUGCCGAAGGAGCUGGUGAAAAUGGUGCCCAAGACGCAUCUGAUGACGGAGGCCGAGUGGCGGUCCAUUGGUGUGCAGCAGUCGCGCGGAUGGAUCCACUACAUGAUCCACAAACCAGAGCCCCACAUCCUGCUCUUUCGGCGCCCCAAAACGGAUUAGCCGGUAGCAACAACAACUGCAGCAGGGGCCCUCGCCGAUUCACAUACCCCUAAACUCCCAAUGUAGCCUGUAGCACAUACCUAUAUAUCCGGCAGCUGCUGCCGAUAUUCUGUAUUGGCGGUGGUGGUGGUUGCUGCGGAAUAACCAACUGUUGCACAAACAUCCACAACAACAUCAUCAUCAUCAUAGGUACUCAUGCACGAAUCACCUAGAAACUACUUUUUGUGCUGUGUGCUUCGUAAUACACAUUUUAAAUAUGUUUUCCCCGCUAUAAACUGUCCUUACCUCCUACCUAUAAAUGUAGCACCUAGAGCUAAUGCUAAGUUUGCCAUUUUCACACACCUUAGUCCUGGGGAAUGGGAGUAUUCCAUAUUCAUUCCUCGUUCUCACGCGCAUUUUACCAUAUUUUAUGUUGCCAUUUCGAAACGGAAGCGAAAGAAGAUUUUGCUCACUUUUUAUAAGCUUAAAUGAAAUCUGAUUUGUGAUCUUGAAAUUCUUAAUCAAUAAUACAUAUGUUUACACAUAAUAUAAUGAACUUAAAAUAAAUAUGUUUAAUGUAUGGAGAAGCUUGAGGCGUUGAUUGCUUGAAGUUUUCCCAAAUCGAAAAA
This is a messenger RNA of Drosophila rhopaloa, 1120 nucleotides long. RefSeq names its product cyclin-dependent kinases regulatory subunit (gene Cks30A). Gene Ontology annotation, biological process: regulation of mitotic cell cycle. The record is from RefSeq and is a predicted model, not a curated record. Gene Ontology annotation, cellular component: cyclin-dependent protein kinase holoenzyme complex; SCF ubiquitin ligase complex. Gene Ontology annotation, molecular function: cyclin-dependent protein serine/threonine kinase activator activity; histone binding; protein kinase binding. Bases 288 to 512 code for a protein of 74 amino acids. The transcript is spliced from 2 exons. Lineage: Eukaryota; Metazoa; Arthropoda; Insecta; Diptera; Drosophilidae.